AUGGCGCACGACGAUGUCUUCAACGAAGAACUUUGCUACCUCGGCGGCCCUACGUCUAGCAAGACUGAACUAAAACAAGAAACAGAACUGUUUCAAGUAAAUGUUCUUGAUUAUGUUUCAGCGUCAGAGCAACGUCUGGAAACCCUGCGGGCCGCUACAAGCGAGGAUCCAGCCCUAGUCCUCAUCCGUGAAUACGCACAGACAUCUUGGCCGGACAACAAGCAGAGAAACCCGGAGCCAGCAAGACCGUACUGGGCCUACAGGGAAGAAGUUCACGCUCAAGACGGGCUAGUCUUCCGCAGCAACAAGAGGCUGAUGGGACGGCAGACACGGACCCUGCUGCCGGUACCAACAGAGCACCUAGAACCUGAGACAAUACCCAGCAAGGAUGUUCACGACCGCCUUCAGGUGAUCCGGCGGCAGCAAAAGGCUUCCUACGACCGCAACGCCAGAAACUUGCGUCCGCUAAUGCCAGGACAACGGGUAACGACGUACGACACCCUCUAGAGAACCUGGAGUCCAGCUAUGGUACUAAGGCCAGCCGAGGCACCGAGGUCCUUGAUUGUGAAGACCGAAGACGGCCGUGAAUUGCGUCGCACACGAGAGCAUCUGCGGGA
This is a messenger RNA of Rhipicephalus sanguineus (brown dog tick), 617 nucleotides long. RefSeq lists its product as uncharacterized. The transcript has 3 exons. Lineage: Eukaryota; Metazoa; Arthropoda; Arachnida; Ixodida; Ixodidae. The coding region runs from base 1 to 507 and encodes 168 amino acids. The record is from RefSeq and is a predicted model, not a curated record.